Eurytemora carolleeae is the source of this 2193-nucleotide messenger RNA. Its product is annotated as neurogenic protein big brain. The transcript is spliced from 5 exons. The record is from RefSeq and is a predicted model, not a curated record. Lineage: Eukaryota; Metazoa; Arthropoda; Copepoda; Calanoida; Temoridae. Gene Ontology annotation, molecular function: water channel activity. Gene Ontology annotation, biological process: transmembrane transport. Bases 293 to 1918 code for a protein of 541 amino acids. Gene Ontology annotation, cellular component: plasma membrane.
GCUACCGAAGUAAACUAAACUUUAUCAUGAGUGGCUGUGGGACUGAGGGACUACUGAGUACUCACUGUAUGUUAUUGACAUUGUCUUAGUCGGACGUUGGACUUUGACAGUGAAACAGCAAACGCAGGGUGUGGAGCCUCAUUGAAUAAAUUUUGAUCUAAUGAAAUCAAGAACUUUAGAAUAAGAGGAUAUAGACACAAAAAACAAUGAUUUAUAAAUCAGUGAUGAAUAUGAUUUAAUAACAGUUUUCUAAAAUAUGCACUUAUAGUGACAAAUUUUGGCCCAAAAAAGAAUGGCGAUGGAAAAACAGAACGAUGAAAUUCUAGCAUUGUUGGAAAGUGCCCAAGUUCUGCUGGAACAGGGAAGAGAUAAUAUGAAAAAAGGAAAACUACCAAUGCAAAUAGAAAUAAGAACCCUUGAGUUUUGGCGGGCAAUAAUUGGCGAGUGUAUUGCCACAUUUUUCUAUGUUAUGCUAAUAAGUUCAACACAUCAGGCGUUGAAUUUUCCAAAUGAUAGUAUUGCAACGGUUCAAUUCUUCUCUGCUAUUACCGCUGGUUUAGCCAUGCUAACCCUUACUCAUGCCUUUUACAAGAUCUCUGGUUCACACCUUAACCCUGCAAUAAGUGUAGCCGCAGCGCUUCUGAAGCGUAUAACUGUGCUCCGUGCGGCACUUUAUAUUUGUGCGCAGUGCGGCGGUGCCAUUGCUGGUGCCGCGCUCAUUUACGGCGUGUACGGCAAAAAUGGCGCCAAGGACCAGUUUAGAGAUACAUCAAUCGCUAACUUUGGAAUGGAGUUCAUCAUGACCUUCCUUGUGGCCUUUGUUUACUUUGGUGUGACCUCCAAGAAGAGGUCGGAUACCUGGACCUCUAGCGUCAGUAUAGGGAUGGCGUACAUGACCUCGUUGGUUGCGUACCGUGGCUCAUUAAAUCCUGCACGGGCUCUUGGUCCCGCAUUUGUUGCUGACGCAUUUGCAUUCCACUGGGUUUACUGGGUCGGACCCAUUCUAGGGGCAGCUUGUGGAGGAUUCUGCUAUACAUUCAUAUUCAAUAUUCAUAAGACCAAGUGGAAGAAGAAGGACGUAGAUAACAUAUCAAUGAAGAGCGACGAUGACAUGCUCGACGAUUUGGAGCGUGUGCGUCAAUUUAAAGCAAGUAUGAUGACCAACUAUAACGAUGGACUUGCCGGUGUACCUUCAGUGUACAAUACUGCAGUGAAACCCUACAAACAGGCAGUACAAGAGUCUAUGUACAGUGGUACAAAAAGUUUGUACAAUGCACCAAUGACUGACGGACGACGAACCCCUGGAUUUGAUUGCAGUAAGUCUAUGUAUGGUGGUAUUGACGAAGUAAAAUCCAGGGUUCAGCUAAAGCGAUCUCUCUCUGUACACUCAAAGUUACAGAGAAGAAAUCCGCAAGAUAAUCUACCCGACGAGCCAGCAGCUCUCCGGGCAGCGCAUACAAGACAGCAGAGCCAUCUGGCAGAGGGGCAGCUACGCCAAACGGUGGAAGGGCAGCUACGACAGGCGGCAGAGGGGCAGAUGAGAGUUGGAGAUGGUCCUGUUUUUGCCUCAGAUGCUAUGUACAGAGAAUAUAUUCGACAGAAAAAUAUAGCAGCAGAUCAGCACUCUCCGGUGGAUCAAUGCUCUGGGAGCAGCUCCGGGUAUUAUAGCAGCUCCAGAGAGCAGGAGGAGCUAAGGAGAGAGCAGGAGGAGCUACGAAGGGAGCAGGAACUUAAACAGGAGUAUUUCCACCGGAGGGAGCGGAGUGUAGGGAGCACACGAGGGGAGUAUCGGAGGGAAGAAUUGAGACAGGAGAGGGAGGGCAGAUCUGCUCCACCUCUAGCAGAUGAUAUAAGAGGAGGGCGGAGUCAAAACUACACGCCUAGCACCACAUCUUCAUUUCAUUCAAACGGAUACUGAACUAAAAAUGCUGCAUUGUGAGUGUUACAAAGCCUUUUGUUUAAAAGUGCAUUAAUCUGGACGACCAAUGUUGCAUCUUGAGGUGUUUAAAACCUUAAAAAUAAAAACAAUGUCCGUGAGAGUGAAACAAAAUUUAAACAUUUUUAACAUUUUGUUCAAAUCCUAAAUGGCAAUUUAUGUCAAGUCUUUCAAGAAAAUGGUGAAAAGAAAAAAAAGUUUGACAGUUAAAAAUAUGUAAAAUCAUAAAACAUAGCCCACCCCCCAACAUUCUUUCC